CACAAUAUAAAGCAGUUAAUGAUGGUCUGAUACAAAAAGGUUUUAAUGUAUUCAAGAUUUAAACACUUUACACUAUCAACAGAAAUACAGGCAAAGUACCUCAAGCUGUUGAAGAUGAAGCUUCCCACUCCAAUUCACAAAUGGAAUCUUCCUAAUUUGCCCACCAAUACUGAAUUCUGGUUGAAGCGUGAUGAUCUUUCGGGAAUGCAACUGAGUGGUAACAAAGUCAGAAAAUUGGAAUUCUUGAUGGCGGAUACCGUAGCAAAGGGUGCUGAUUGUAUCAUAACGAUAGGGGGCAUCCAAAGUAGCCACUGUCGUGCAACUGCAGUGGCUGCCAAGUAUCUCAAUCUUGACUGUUAUCUCAUUCUACGUACCUCUAAGGUUCUCGUGGACCACGAUCCUGGACUGACAGGCAAUCUCCUUGUUGAACGUCUAGUUGGAGCUCAUGUUGAACUAAUUUCAAAAGAAGAGUAUGCAAAAUUCGGCAGUGGGGCUCUUACUAAUCUCUUAAAGGAAAGACUGCUAAAAGAAGGAAGAAGGCCAUAUGUUAUUCCUGUUGGUGGAUCAAACUCCCUAGGAACCUGGGGGUAUAUUGAAGCAAUUUGAGAGAUUGAGGAGCAGCUUCAGAGUGGGACCGACAAAGUAAAGUUUGAUGAUAUUGUUGUUGCUUGUGGCAGGUGCUUUUCCAAGAAUCUGUUCCCCGGAGCGAUGGUAUCGGGAAAAUGUUCUAGUGUUUCAAGAAAGCAAAGAAAAGAGUCCAGUGCUCUAUUAAUAGAGAUGAGAUCAAAAUCCCCAAUCAGUGUAUACUGUACUGAACGAUGCAUAAGAAACGAUCUCAUAUCAAAUAAGAUAAUUACAGGAGGUUUGUAUUUCGUUGUGCUUUAAUGGUGUAAGGUUUGUGAAAAUGGAUGUAUAAUUGUUGUUUCUUUUCUGAGU
Molecule: messenger RNA, 936 nt
Organism: Prunus avium (sweet cherry)
Lineage: Eukaryota; Viridiplantae; Streptophyta; Magnoliopsida; Rosales; Rosaceae
Product: D-cysteine desulfhydrase 1, mitochondrial-like
Molecular function (GO): D-cysteine desulfhydrase activity
Source: RefSeq, a predicted model, not a curated record